AUGAGCCUUCUGUUCCAUGAUCUGCCAUCCUCCAUGAUAAGCUCAGAAACCCAUUUCACAAAACUAAUAUCUCUUGAGGACGGAAGCUUGCAGCCGGAGAAGGUGGCUUCUAUGGAAGCCGGAAAUCGCUGGCUGAUCUCGAAUUUAUUGUCGAAGAAGAUGAUUGGUUGCGUGACCGGAGAAGAAGGCUGGCGAGAUUUCAGCGUGAGAAACUUCCGUGAAAGAAAAGAGGCUGGUUCCCUAUAUAAAGCUGCACUUAGCAAUUGCUUUGAAGUGAAAGAUUGGGGGCCAAUUGAAUGGAGCAUCUUGGCCAAACAUUUUGAGCGUCGAGGAAAAUCGCCAUACGCCUAUCAUGCAAAAUUGUUUGAUGAAAUAAGAAGAAAUAAGAAAGGAAGCAGGCAGCACAAAUUCUAG
This is a messenger RNA of Striga asiatica, 414 nucleotides long. Lineage: Eukaryota; Viridiplantae; Streptophyta; Magnoliopsida; Lamiales; Orobanchaceae. The record is from the annotation of a GenBank genome assembly.